Erpetoichthys calabaricus (reedfish) is the source of this 1816-nucleotide messenger RNA. Its product is annotated as membrane-spanning 4-domains subfamily A member 4A-like. The coding region runs from base 162 to 881 and encodes 239 amino acids. The record is from RefSeq and is a predicted model, not a curated record. The transcript has 7 exons. NCBI's taxonomy places the organism in Eukaryota, Metazoa, Chordata, Cladistia, Polypteriformes, Polypteridae. Gene Ontology annotation, cellular component: membrane.
AUGUGUGCACUAGAUGGCAGCAAAACACCGCUAAAGACGAAACUCCCCGUCAUCACAACACGACAAAGUACGUAGAGAGGCCUGCUUCGUCCGUACGCUGUUUAGCAAUCGGCGAGAGCAAAAAGCAGUGUCGUGGGACGAAGUAUUCCAGAAUCUAAAAGAUGUCCGUAACUAUUGAGAAAACGGAUGAGCAAGUUAGAGUAACUUUUGAUACCUUUAAAACCAACAGUUCCCUGCCUCUGAUUUUCCAGAUAUGUCAGUACUGUUGUUGUAACCCUUUCUGUGAUGUUUCAGAGAGCUUUAGGAAAGAAAUCAGCGGCAGUUUUGCUGUGAUUGGGGUGAUCCAGAUUUUUACUGGGAUGGUUAAUAUUAGCUUUGGUCUGAUAGUGAGCAGUUACACCUGGGUGGAACCAUUCUUGAUUUGGACCGGAAUUGCGUUUAUAUUAAUAGGAGGUUUCUGUCUCUUGGCUAGUAAAUUCUGCAAUCCAUGCACAGCUUUUUUAUCAGUAUUCUUGAACGUUAUAAGCACAGUAUGUGCUAUCACAGCAAUUGUUUAUGCAGCUAUUAAUGUAAGCUACAGGCAAUGGAGUCAAUGUUUUGUGGACCUAAAAAAUGAAUAUUGCCCUUGCUAUAACGAUAAGGAAUGGAUUAUUUAUGAAGAUAUACAAAAAGCCUGUGUAGAUAUUAUGAAAAAAAAUAAAAUAGAUAUAUUUGCAUUGGAAAUAUUGAUCUUGGUUUUUGAUGUUCUUCAAGCCUGUGUUGCUAUUGCUGCAGUUAUUAUUGGAUGCAAAACUCUAUCAAAAUGCAGAAACCACAAAAUGGCCAUUGUAAAUACUGAAGAAUGUGAGAUGAUAACACCUCUUCUUGAAGACACAGACUGAUGAUUUAUUUGUUAUCAGGGAUUAUGGAGAAUACUCAAAAUAGAUUAUAUUGUUUAAAAAUAAGAAAUGCUGUAUGUUAUUGACUGUAAACUUCUAAACUUUGAACAAAACUUUUUGUAUCGAUUUACCUAAAAAGUUUAAAAGGCUACAAUGAACAGGCCAAUAUGCUAAGCUUAAGAAAAAAAUAAAUAAUUUAUUUAGUUACUCCAUUUUAAACAGCGUGAGAAGAGAAUAUUAAAAAUAUUGUUUAGUUCAACCUGCUGAAAGCUACAAAAAGAACAGCUAAAGUAAUCUUCACAUCUGAUAUCUAUACAUAGCUCUUCAUGUUUCAGAGUUGAUCACUAAGCUAUAAAAGGUACAAACUAAAGCUACAGAUUAAAUUAAUUUAGGCUAAUAUACAUGUACUGAAUUUAGAUGAUAUAAAUUCAUGCAUUAAUAAAGUUCUUGUGUUAAUUCGCAAUAUGAGCUCCCUAAAGCUUAAAAAUAGCCAGAGAUUUUAAUGUUAUAUUACACCCUGAUUUUAACUAAGUCAUCAGCAGCUACACGUACAGUAUCUGAAACCGUUGUGGUAAUCUCAUGUUUUAGCAAAGAUCACAACAUCCUGUACCCAUAGAAAUUUGUUUACUCAUAUUCAAGACAGUUUUCCUUGUUUCUGUAUACAUCAUAGUAAACAAUUGGCUACUUUUUUAAUGAUAACAACUUAGUGUCCUCUCUCAAAUCUGGCCAAAUAUGAUGCUAUUGUUAUGCUUGGCCUUCUCUAUUUCAAUAAUAUCAUUUAGAAAUCUCAUGCAUUGUUGUUUCUGCCAUCAACACAGUGUCCUCAGCAUACUGCAUCUUGCUGUUAAAACUUAUUCCUCCAAUCUUUAGGUUUAUCUACUAUCAGUAUUAAUGAUGAUGUUUUCAGUAAAUUAAAUAAACAUGGGGAAGAAAACAUA